This is a messenger RNA of Siniperca chuatsi (mandarin fish), 5799 nucleotides long. RefSeq names its product myelin regulatory factor (gene myrf). The transcript is spliced from 27 exons. Gene Ontology annotation, cellular component: nucleus; endoplasmic reticulum membrane. Gene Ontology annotation, molecular function: DNA-binding transcription factor activity; sequence-specific DNA binding. NCBI's taxonomy places the organism in Eukaryota, Metazoa, Chordata, Actinopteri, Centrarchiformes, Sinipercidae. The record is from RefSeq and is a predicted model, not a curated record. The coding region runs from base 562 to 3654 and encodes 1030 amino acids. Gene Ontology annotation, biological process: protein autoprocessing; positive regulation of DNA-templated transcription; central nervous system myelin maintenance.
CCUCCGACUCUGCUGCACACAUCCUGUCUGAGAGGGAGAGGCAAAGGAGGAAGAGUCAACAGAAGGGACUUGGGAGUCAAGUUUAGCCAACUUUUACGCUUUUUGUUCUUUGUCUUUUUUGGAAAAACUUAGAUUUUCCUGUUGAUUUUUCCAUUUUUCCCCCCACAGGCUGAUGGUAUUUUUUGCGAAUGUAAACCAAAGCUUAUUAUGAAGCUUGUGGGAGCUGAAGUAAAGGUGCGCCUGAAGGGAAAUGCUUUAACAUUGGAUUUUUGGUGGCACCUUAAUUAAAUAAAAAAAGACUAUAGUUUUAAAGUUAUAGCCUGGUACCGUAGCGUCACUGGAGGCGUUUGGCGAAGGGACGUCAGUCCAGUGCCAAGUUGCUGAAGAAGAGAAAGAAGUUCUCCGCAUGAAGCGCUGGAUAUAUGAGAACUAAAACAAGAAGAAGUCACUAAGAAUAUCAUCUGGAUUUCGUGAUGUACAUGUGAAAGUUUCCCCGAUCCGAAUUGAUUUUGUUCGGACAGGGGGAGACUUUAAUGGAUUUUUUAUGUGGGACCCGCUAGGAUGGACGUGGUAGAUGAAACAGAAGCGUUACAGAGAUUUUUUGAAGGUCAUGAUAUUACCACUUCUCUGGAGCCAGUCAACAUCGACACCAGUAUCCUGGAAGAGUACAUCAGCAAGGAGGACGAUAGCACUGACAUCUGUUUCUCAGAGGUCCACAGCGCUCCAGGACCAAAUUACUCAUCUCCCCAGGCAGGAGUGUCCUCCGCUGGGGGGUUGGUGUGUGGUGUGAGCCCCCCUAUUCCACUGCGCCAAGGAGCUCCUCUACCUGGGCCCCCUAACUGUCAGAACUCCUACCCCCCAGGUCCAUCACUGGGCCUCCGACACAACUACCCCUGCCUGGGACAGCAGCAGCAGCAACACCAACACCAGCAGCAGCAACAGCAGGCUCACGUCAAGCCUGAGCACAGGGGCCACUACGCUCCAGGGACACUACCUGAGUCCCCCCCAGACUCCAGCUCAGAGCCGUACUCUCCUCAGCAGGUGAAUGAUCCUCACAUGAUCAGGACCAUGACACCAGAGAACAUGUGUCACAUGACUCCAACACCACCCCUCCCACCACACGGGCACUAUCCCAGCAUGCAUCGGGACAUGUACCUGAAGCCUGAGCCCAUGAUAUCACAGUAUCCUAUUGGGCCGGCCACAAGCAGUAGUGGAGACAUGCAGCAGACACAGAUGCUCCAUCAGCUGCUGCAGCAUCCACAGGGGCAGGACAGCAUUCCUGUUCACCAGGCCAAGAAGAGGAAGCACUCUGACUCUCCCAACAGCACCCUCAAUACCCAAAUCCUCACAGGUAUCAUCAAACAAGAACCAGGUUUAAUGCAGGAUGCCGACAACACCUACCUGGACCCAAACUAUCAGUGCAUUAAGUGGCAACCUCACCAGCAGAACAAGUGGACACCACUAUAUGACGCAAACUGCAAAGAGCUUCCGAUGCCGACCUACCGUGUUGAUGCUGACAAGGGCUUCAACUUCUCCUUGGCCGAUGAUGCUUUUGUAUGCCAAAAGAAGAACCAUUUCCAGGUCACAGUAUACGUAGGCAUGCUGGGAGACCCCAAGUACAUCAAAACAAGUGAAGGCCUGCAGCCCAUCGACUGCUUCUAUCUCAAACUCAACGGAGUAAAGGUGGAGGCCAUGAAUCAGUCUAUCAGUGUGGAGCAGUCACAGUCUGACCGCAGCAAGAGACCCUUUAAGCCAGUGCUGGUCACCCUGCCUUCAGAGCAGGUCACAAAGGUCACAGUGGGGCGGCUCCACUUCAGCGAGACCACGGCAAAUAACAUGAGGAAGAAGGGCAAACCAAACCCUGACCAGAGGUAUUUCAUGCUGGUGGUGGCGCUGCAUGCUCAGUCCCACAGUCAGAGCUACACUGUGGCUGCUCAAGUGUCUGAGAGGAUCAUCGUCAGGGUAACGUCUGGCCAUGCAUCCAACCCAGGCCAGUUUGAAAGUGACAACGAGGUGCUGUGGCAGCGUGGCCAACUGUCAGACUCAGUCUACCACCACGGAAGAGUCGGCAUCAACACCGACCGGCCGGACGAGGCCCUUGUUGUCCAUGGCAACCUGAAGGUCAUGGGCUCCUUGGUACACCCAUCUGACAUCAGGGCCAAAGAAAAUGUCCAGGAGGUCGACACCACAGACAAUUUGAAACGGAUUUCUCAGAUGAGGCUGGUCCAUUAUCAAUACAAGCCUGAGUUUGCUGCCACCGUGGGCAUAGAGAACACUGCAGAGACUGGAGUGAUCGCUCAAGAGGUCCAGCAAAUCUUGCCUGAAGCAGUGAAGGAGGGGGGCGAUGUGGUGUGCGCCAAUGGAGAAACAAUUCCCAACCUUUUAGUCGUCAACAAGGACCGUAUCUUCAUGGAGAACGUGGGAGCAGUGAAGGAACUGUGUAAGCUGACAGAUAACCUGGAGACUCGUAUAGACGAACUGGAGCGCUGGAGCCGAAAACUGGCCAAGCUGCGCCGUCUUGACAGCAUGAAGAGCACCGUGAGUGGAGGCACUGUCAGCCAAUCAGGGAGUUAUUUUAGCAGAACAGGAAGCGGACCACUCAAGAGGAAGACAGUCAAACCUGGGAGCAAGAAUUCGCUACCAGAUCAAGGCUGCAUCAGCCAGAGGUUCAUGCAGGGAACCAUCCUGGCACUGGUCAUUGUCAUGGCCUUCAGCGUAAUUUCCAUGUCCGUCCUUUAUGUGUUGACUCUUCACCAUAGAGGAGGCGUCACAGAAAAAGAUGGCUAUGUUCCUUCCUGUGUUCUCUACAUCUCUUGGAUGCCCAUCUUCACUGCCACUGUAACUUUCUGUCCACCUGUCUGCCCAUGGUCCAGAGCUGCACUGGGAUCGUCGCGCAUGAGUCCAUAUACUCCACCGUCCACCACCCCUGCACCAGCUUGCUGUUCAACUGCAGCCAUAAACAACCAAUCAGCUACAGUUCUGACACUGAGUAACAACCAGUCUACACCAGAUUUAGGCAGCCUGGGUCCCACACCAGGCACUAUUAAUAAGAAGGCCAAGUCCAGACCAAUGGACAAGGAUGGCCGCAAUAGAAACCGUCUGAGUCACACCUCAGCACCUUUGUACUUUGCCAAGUCCAAAAAGCCAACGCCUACAGACCUGGACGGCACGGGAGCUACCAACCGUCUGCCCGGGGGACAGCAGCCAGUGUCACGCAGACAACGCAGCCUUCACACAAAGGGAGGAAGGUCAGCUCUCUCUCUGAUUAGUCUACAUAUCGUGGAGACAAACCAAGAGAUCACAGCACAAAGUUGCGCAACACCCGAGAGCUGCAGCUACACAGUAUCACUCCAUGGAAAGAGAAAUUCCUCACAAAUCACUUUGCACAUGACGUCCAUGAACAGCGUGUGGGUACGACAGUGUGGAGCCACCAAGGGACGUUUAUGCCCCAACCACACAGAAACAGAGCUCUAUGGUGGACAGAGUACAUCAACAAAGGGGACUCAUCAUCUGUGGUCAGUGCCUGUGCUGUCUUUCCAGGACAUCACCUAUCACUUCCGGGUCUCCCUGUCUAGUGAAGUGCGUUGUGCCACUGAAGGAGAAACCUCAUCAUACUCUGACUACCAUUUUCUCAUUCAAAGCAGCUGUGUGUGAGGAGGAAGACGAUGUAUCCCAGUGCCUUUUCAAUAUACCACAUUUUUCCUUUGUGGUUCCAUUUGUACACUGUUGUGAUCGGAUAAGGUUUCGUCUCAUUAUUGUACAUUAUUUUUUAAAGAUAUUCAUACAGAACAAACUAUAUACCACUGUCCCCACUGUAAUCCCCUCCAUAUGUAUAUGCAUUAAGACAUCUCUUUUUGCUGUGAUCACUGGAGUUUGAAAAACUGUUUAAAUUUUUUUGUCUGUCACUGAAAAUGUUUUAGUUCACUGUAACUGACAACUGCGUCGUGUCAUUGUUAACUGCUAUUGUGUAAGUAACGUCCAAGAGUUUAUAGCUCACUUAAUUACUGAUCACUAUGUCUUCCCUACUUUAUAUAAGCCACAACUACUUGUUAGCAGAAUUCAAGUUUCUUAAUGAAGUCCAGGCUAAGAUACUGUAGAUGACACUAUGUAUAUUUGUGUUCAUUUUUUUUUUUUAAUACGAUGAAUCUGUAUGUACAAUGAAACCAGUGCCAACUGAAAACAAAAACACUUUUCAUUAGUUUUAUACACUGGAGAGAAGAUCAUUGGCUUCUGCUGAAGGCCUCAGUGAAUGGUUGCAACUAGCACUGAAAAUAUACCUCAGUAGUGCACAUGGCAAAUCCUGGGUCUCUACAGUGGAGCAUUGUGUUUGAGGCUGCUGCAGUCAACUAGACUGCCUGCUGUCUCCGCAAGCAGCAUCUGAUUAAAUACUGUACAGAGCAGGAAAAUACUGCACAGUAUUUCUAUCUCUAUUGUGACACUGAAUGAAACAUCAUAUUGUUACAUGACAUGUUUAUACACAUGCAUUCUAUUACACAGAAAUCCUUAUUAUCAUUCCUUAAAUGAUGCCAUACAUUUAAAGAUCACUGAGCGAUUUCACUUCAGCAGAUUCACUGGAUGACAUGCGAUAAGACUGGAUAAGUAAACAAAUCACUGGAAAUGAACAUGUAGAAACACUGACAGCUCUUAGCAUCUAAUAGUGGAAAUGCAACAAGUCCAACACUGACAAUAGAAACACUGGAAUAGCUUACACUGUAUUUUGCAAACUGGAUGCUGAAUGCUGGUAUGGCAAUAAAUGGCAUAUAUCAUUUCAGGUGCAUGCCCAAUCAUUUCUCUAAAAUGAUACAUCUCAGCUCAGAGGCAACUCAAAUGCUGCUUCAUCUUUGGAAAUUCCAUUUUAAUGGCUCCAUCAUGUAGCUGAGAAGGAAUUGCAUUUAUUUACGCACACUCUAGAGAUAAAAAUGGACAUUAUACACUGGACUCUUUCAUGUAUUUCUCUGGAUGUUUUAAAUAUUUUUCCUGUGCCUAUACAAUUAAGAAUAUGCAGUGAUAACACUUUUAAUACAACUGAAUUGUACAACGUGUUCUUUUCUAUUAUCCUUUCUUCUUUUGAAGGCAUUCUCCACUUACUCUCACCACCAUGCUUUUGUUGAAAUUAGUUUUUAAAUGCAUAUUCCAUAUGUGUCUGUGUUCAGAAAGAAAAAAACAAAUAGUGUAUCUCAAAUGUAAAAUCAAUAUUAAAUAGGAAAAACAGCCAUCAGACAAAAGUUUAUGGAAUUUAUCAUAAUAUGAAGACACUGUACAGUGCUUUCAGUAUAAUUAUUAUGACUUCAGUGGGUAUAGUGUACUAUUUUAGCUUAUUUAUAAUGCACCAGCUAGCAUAAUAAAAAAAAAAACACUGUAGCACUUUUUGCACUGUACAUAUGAACCGCUUUCGCUCUAUUCAGCGCACCAGACUGUUUUCAUACACUCUGGUAGAACUGCAUUACAUGUAACUGUAUACCUUCAUUUUGUUACUACCAAUGCUCCUUUUUAUCUGUGUUUUAUCAUAUUGUUUUUAUAGUUGAUAAUUUUUGGUUGUUGUAUCAACUUUUAGUGUGUAUUAACUUUUAGCUAACGGAGCCCAGAAAUGAUCGAUAAGUAUGUAAACACACACACAAAUACAUUUCUAAUUUUAGCACUAUUAGUUAAGAGAAAAUGCCGUAACACUAAAACUCGUUGAGUACUUUAAUAUCACUACUUUGUCUUUUUAGCCGAUUUUAUCAUUACAUUUUCAAAGCGUUUCGUCAAAAAUAUGCUGUAAUACUAUGAAUGCAUGUAGUAAAUAAAUUUGUGAUUGAA